ACCUCGACACAAUGGCAACCACGCUCAUAGUCGGAGCAUACGGUGCGAUAACAGACGCCACGAAGGAAACUCAGGAUCUGUGUGAUCAGGUGAAGACCCAAGUGGAGAAAAAGACAGGAGCGAAGUAUGUGGAAUUCAAAGCAGUUAAAUACAGGAAUCAAGUUGUGUCAGGAACCAACUUCCUUAUCAAGGUUCAUGUUGGAGGAGCGAACUACAUUCAUCUGGAGGUCUUCCGAGCCCUUGCGUGUAACGGAGGAAAGGUGUCUCUGACUAAUGUAGAGGCUCAUCAGACCAAAGACAGCCCCCUCCAACCUAUUGACCAAUCCCAGAACCAGAUUCAACAGAAAAAUCCUUAAAGGCUGCAGUCUCAUGUUAAAAUCUUCUGCUUCUUUAUUCUGAAAUGAUUUAACAUUGAUUU
This is a messenger RNA of Perca fluviatilis (European perch), 418 nucleotides long. RefSeq names its product cystatin-B-like. The coding region runs from base 12 to 356 and encodes 114 amino acids. Lineage: Eukaryota; Metazoa; Chordata; Actinopteri; Perciformes; Percidae. Gene Ontology annotation, cellular component: cytosol. Gene Ontology annotation, molecular function: cysteine-type endopeptidase inhibitor activity. The record is from RefSeq and is a predicted model, not a curated record. The transcript is spliced from 3 exons.